AUGAAGGUCAAUCAUUUGUGUCUGCUCCUACCUGCGGCCACCGGAGUCCUCGGACUGAAGGUUUCAAGAGAUGCAAAUGGAAGUACCCUUGCGUACUGCGGUACCGGCUGCCAAUCCAAAUUCGGAACCUGCAAAAACGGCCACCCUGUCGUAUCCGCCCCUACACCGCCAUGUUCAACCACAAAGACGUCCAUUCCUACACCUCCCUCUGGCCUUAAGGUUUCUACCGAUGGCACCUGCGGCAAAGGCGUGACUUGUCUGGGCUCCAAGUUCGGCUCUUGCUGUUCCCAAUAUGGCUAUUGCGGAAGCUCGGAGGCUUAUUGCAAAGGCGGCUGCCAAAAGGCCUUCGGUUCGUGCGUUGAGCAGCCUGUGGGUGACGUAAGCACCAACGGAAAGUGCGGUGGAAGCCAGGGCAUCAUCUGCACUGGUAGCAUCUUUGGCGACUGCUGUUCGCAAUACAACUACUGUGGGUCAAGCUACGCGUACUGCGGAGAUGGCUGCCAGUCUCAGUUCGGCAAGUGCAACGGUCAGCAUUCCAGCUCCGUGACGUCGACUUCCUCUUCUUCCUCGACUUCCUCUUCUUCCUCGACUUCCUCUUCGUCUUCGACUUCCUCUUCCUCUUCGACUUCCUCUUCGUCUUCGACCACUUCGUCUGCUCAAGAGACUUCGACAUCAUCGUCGACCACUUCGUCUGCUGAAGAAGCUCCGACAUCAACGUCGAACACUUCGUCUGCUGAAGAAGCUCCGACAUCAUCGUCGACCACUUCGUCUGCUGAAGAGAUUCCAACGUCAUCGUCGUCUACUUCAUCUGCAGAACAAACCUCGACAUCUACGAGCACCUCGGAAUCAUCCCCUGAGACGACUUCCUCGGAAUCCUCUACAUCCACAUCCACGGAACCUACCACCUCUGAGCCGUCUUCGGAGAUCACAUCCACAACAUCUUCGGAAGAACCUACGUCAGUUCCUGCCUCUUCCACGACCGAGUCUACCACUACUUCUUCCGCCGAUCCCACCCCGUCUUCAGCUUGCCAGCCUGUUCCGAAUUGUCCCAGCUUCGCGGGACCUCUUACCGGCAGCUGCCCCGGUGCGCAAGGACAAUGCGGCAGAAGCUCAGUGGGAAGUUCUUACUAUAUCCAGUGCAGCAGGGCGCCAGCAGCCGGCGCACAAACACUCCUUAAACAGCUGGGAUCCAGAGUACCGGGCAUUGAGGGGUGUGCGGCUGCUUGUGAUGCGGAAGCUGACUGCGUUGGCUUCGUGUUCUCGGCUACAAGCCCUGUUGGCCAGCUUUGCGACCUGUAUAGCAGGAUCGACGCGGUAUCUGUUUCGUUCGUCCACACGUAUAUCAAGGUCUGCGUAGAGCCUCCCCCGCCGCCCGUCACGACUUCCGCAAGCGCUUCUUCGACUUCAUCAGAACCCCCCGCACCCACCUGUGCACCCAACGGCGUCCAAAAUGGAGGUUUCGACACCGGCGCCAUCGCACCUUGGAGCAUCAAUGUUGUUUCUGGCUCGGCGUCCUUUGACCUUCGUACCGCUAACAAUUUCUUCGCCGGCCCUGACAGCGGAACCCACUUUUUCAACAUCCUCACGGUCACCUCUCCGAUCGUUACUCUCACACAGCAAACGAACCUCAAAAUCGGCGACCGCGUGAGAUGCCAACUCGCCUACAACUAUCCGGGAGAUGAUGAUGCGCUUUUAGAGGCCGUUCAGGUGGUCAUGUUUGUCGAUGGCACGUUCUGCAACCAGGCGCAGAGCUUCCAGACGCGCGGCAAGGAUGGUUGGGAGACUGUCCUGCCGGCCAACGAAGUUGUCAUCCAGAACGAUAACGCGCUUGUCCAGGUUUCGAUGUAUUUCGACAACUUCUUCGGGUACCAGCUCGUUGCGGCGCUGGAUAGCAUUGCUGUUGUCAAGGUGGGCGAGGAAGGGCUCGAGCCUUGCAAUUAGACGGGGACGCGAAACCGUUGGACUUUGAGUAGGGGUAUCCCUCACGGCUCAUCUUCAC
Molecule: messenger RNA, 1999 nt
Organism: Westerdykella ornata
Lineage: Eukaryota; Fungi; Ascomycota; Dothideomycetes; Pleosporales; Sporormiaceae
Exons: 3
Coding region: 1-1941 (646 amino acids)
Molecular function (GO): chitin binding
Source: RefSeq, a predicted model, not a curated record